AUGAAAGUGUAUAAAUUUCCUUCAGUACGUACUGGACCUAUGACUGAAUCCUAUACGUAUUACUCACCAACACCAAAAACGCUAUUGAUGACACAAGAACCAUGCGUUCUUGGUGUCGACGAGGCUGGCCGAGGACCAGUCCUCGGUCCUAUGUGUUUUGGAGUUACGUACUGUGCCAUCUCCAAAUACGAAAAGUUGAUAGACUUAGAAUAUAAAGAUAGUAAAAAAUUAAACGAACAAACGAGAGAAUCAUUACUUCAACGAAUGAUAACAAAUCAAGAUGAUAUUGGAUGGGGAGUACAUUGUUUAUCACCUCAAGACAUUUCAGCAUUGACUGUGCGAGAUAAUAUAAACCUCAACAAACAAUCUCACUCAUCAACUAUAAAACUAAUACGUGAAAUCAUCAAUACCAAAGUAAAUGUUGAAAAAAUUUAUGUUGAUACAGUUGGAUCACCAGAAAAAUACCAAAAUUUACUUCAAGCACAAUUUCCUCAACAAACAAUAGUCGUUGAAAAGGCCGCUGACGAUAAAUUUCCUAUUGUAAGCGCAGCAAGUAUUUGCGCUAAAAUCACGCGAGAUCAUAUAUUAAGAGACUGGAGCUUUAUUGAAACCGAUUUAAAUGAUCCCGACUUGUACGAUUACGGAUCUGGUUAUCCUAAUGAAAAAACCAAGCGAUGGUUAAAAAGAAAUGUUUAUCCACAUCAUCUCGGUUUUUAUCCUUCGAUCGUAAGAUGGCAUUGGAAACCUGCUAGACAAAUCCUUUAUGACAAAGGAUUGAUUUCCUUUGAUCAAAUUGAUAAUUGUACUUGGCCUGGACUUGAAGAUACGAACGAUACUACUAAUCAUUCAACAUCAAAUAAAAUGAAACGGUCUAAUAAAGAUAUCGGUAUAAAGAAUAAAACAAGUCGCAAGAAAACAACCAGCGGAAAAGAAAAAAAAAUAAUUGAAAAAGACCCAUAUAAUCAUUCAAUCAGAAAAUAUUUGGUGGACAAGUGCCAGGAAACCAUCUAA
This is a messenger RNA of Funneliformis mosseae, 1011 nucleotides long. NCBI's taxonomy places the organism in Eukaryota, Fungi, Glomeromycota, Glomeromycetes, Glomerales, Glomeraceae. The record is from the annotation of a GenBank genome assembly.